Messenger RNA from Zea mays, 1275 nucleotides. RefSeq names its product Short-chain dehydrogenase TIC 32 chloroplastic. The transcript is spliced from 8 exons. The record is from RefSeq and is a predicted model, not a curated record. The coding region runs from base 36 to 851 and encodes 271 amino acids. Lineage: Eukaryota; Viridiplantae; Streptophyta; Magnoliopsida; Poales; Poaceae.
AACAAACUAGAGAGCCCUGACGAAUCUUCUUCGUGAUGUGGUGGUUCUACCGCAAAGGACCCUCCGGCUUCUCUGGCGCCUCCACGGCCGAGGAGGUCACCGCCGGCGUCGACGGCCACCUUCUGGUCGCCGUCAUCACAGGUGCGACGAGCGGCAUCGGGCUGGAGACGGCGCGCGUUCUGGCGCUGCGCGGUGUGCGCGUCGUCAUGGCCGUCCGCAACGUCUCAGCCGGGCUCAUGGCCAAGGAUGCCAUCGUGGCCAAGACCCCCGACGCAAGAAUCGACGUUCUGGAGCUGGACCUCAGCUCCAUAGCUUCCGUGAGGAGAUUCGCCUCCGAGUUCGACUCUCUCAAACUGCCCCUCAACAUUCUCAUCAACAACGCCGGAGUGAUGACAAGGAACUGCACACGUUCCUGCGACGGUCUGGAGCUGCAUUUUGCAACAAAUCACAUCGGUCAUUUUCUUCUAACAAACCUCGUACUGGAGAACAUGAAGAGCACGUGCAGGGACACAGGCACCGAGGGACGGAUCGUCAAUGUGACAUCUGCAGGGCAUGUGAUGACCUAUCCUGAAGGGAUACGCUUCGAAACAAUCCGUGAUCCAUCCGGCUGCAAAUCUGCUGUACGUAGUUUGAACGACUUCAUUGCUUACGGCCAAUCCAAGCUCGCCAACAUCCUUCAUACAAAUGAAUUGUCCCGGAUCUUCAAGGAGGAAGGAGUGAACAUUUCAGCCAAUUCAGUUCAUCCUGGUCUCAUCGCCACGAACCUUUUCAGGGCCUUUGGCAGGACCAUCAUUGCCGUAUCUUUACAGCUUUUUUUAACACCGUUGGAAGGAUCGUGCGUAGAAGCGUAGAACAGGGCGCUGCGACAACAUGCUAUGUGGCAGUGCAUCCUCAAGUGAAGGGGCUAAGUGGGAAGUACUUUGCUAACUGUAAUAUAGCCAGCCCGAGCUCGCAAGCCUCGGAUGCUGAGUUGGCCAAGAAGCUAUGGGAAUUCAGUCUGCAGACAGUUUCUUGAUUAGGCGCUUGUCAGAUCUGCUGAUGCGCGUGUAUUCAUGUGUAUGUGUAUGUUUAUACAUUUUCUCCAGAGUUCAUGUCGGUGUAUGCCGUUAAAUAUGUCUAGACUUUUAUUCAAAAUUAUUCAAGAAUCGAACUCAUGGAGCCCUAAGCUUCUAGAGUCGAAGUCAAUCGCAAGAGUUGUGUUUUACCCAGGCUUGCUCGUAAAAUGAUAGAGAGAGAGAGAAGGACAAGAAAGAAAGAAAAAUAGUUCAUGCAGAA